Messenger RNA from Trematomus bernacchii (emerald rockcod), 6356 nucleotides. It is a transcript of the gene dtx1, whose product is annotated as deltex 1, E3 ubiquitin ligase. Bases 873 to 2801 code for a protein of 642 amino acids. Lineage: Eukaryota; Metazoa; Chordata; Actinopteri; Perciformes; Nototheniidae. The record is from RefSeq and is a predicted model, not a curated record. Gene Ontology annotation, biological process: protein ubiquitination; Notch signaling pathway. Gene Ontology annotation, molecular function: zinc ion binding; ubiquitin protein ligase activity. Gene Ontology annotation, cellular component: nucleoplasm. The transcript has 10 exons.
UUUUCAACGGAUAUCCAUACAGGUGCGCCAGGAUAUUUUUUUUGCGUAAUUUGCGGGCGGCAUAAAAUGCGUGUUUACUGUUUGCACGCAUGCUGUCUCUCGUUACAGGCAGUCAUGCGCGUCCAAGGCGAAAUGGCUCUGCAUCUCACACACUGAAAACCGUGCAACUGGGGCAUGCAUUCACUUUGACAGAGCGGACCAACAAGCUGCUGUAGUCUGUAGCAGAUCCACGGGAAUAAAACGACGUCUUGGCUUUCUGCAAUAACAGUGGAUUACUGGAGCUGUAGGAGGUGGGUGUGAAGGAAGAUUUCAGUUUAAAUGAUACGGGGAAACGUACAAAUCACAGAUGUGAAAAAGCAGGUGCGUUUCGACAUUUUGCACCUCGGUUUUUUUUCUUUUGCAAUCUGAUUUUCGGCCGGAGCCUGUGAAAUGCAGCCUCUACCUGAGAGAUGUGUGGCACCACAACUGCAGCCUACAGAGAACUUCUCCUGUCUACCUGCUGCUGAUCUGCUGUGGUCGGCUGUGGAGGACUAAGACUGUCACCAAUGCAAAUCUCAUAAUCAUAACCAUCAUCAUCACCAUCAUCAUCAUCAUCGUCUGCCACUUCAAACACCAAGACACAAGAGGCCAGAGGCUGCUUUUGGCUGAUCAAAGAGCCAGCAGUCACAAAGCACCUGUAGACCAUGACUCCUGCAGAGCUGCCUGCGUGAGAGCAGCAUGAGAUAAUCGAGGAGUACUAUACUAAUAGCUGAUUCAAGCCUUAUCUGUUUGGCGGUGAUGAAAAUGUUCCAGUGUGUCAGUUGACUGACAGUUGCAGUGCUGUUCUAGCGUGGGACAUAGCCAGUAGCUGAAGCGCAGACACCACAAAGGAGAUGGCUCGUCCAGGAUCAGGGCUGCUGGUACCUGUCAAUGGUCUGGGAUACCCUCCUCAGAACCUUGCCAGGGUGGUGGUCUGGGAGUGGAUGAACGAACAUGGCCGCUGGAGGCCCUACAGUGCCGUGGUUUGCCACCAUGUUGAGAAUGUACUGAAGGGGGAUGCUCGGGGAACUGUAGUCCUGGGGCAGGUGGAUGCCCAGCUCACUGCCUACAUCAUCGACCUGCAGUCCAUGCACCAGUUUCGACAAGACACGGGCACGAUGAGACCAGUGCAGAGAAACUUCUAUGAGCCGUCGUCCGCCCCGGGGAAAGGCGUGGUGUGGGAGUGGGAGAACGACAGCGGCUCGUGGACGCCGUAUGACAUGGAGAUCUGUGUGACCAUCCAGAAUGCCUACGAGAAGCAGCACCCCUGGCUUGACCUCACCUCUCUGGGCUUCUGCUAUCUCAUCGACUUCAACAGCAUGUGUCAGACCAACAGGCAGAGUCAGCGUAAGAGACGCCUGCGGAGACGCAUGGACCUGGCCUACCCGCUCAUCAUGGGCUCCAUCCCCAAGUCCCAGUCAUGGCCCGUGGGAGCAAACUCCGGCCAGCCCUGCUCCUGCCAGCAGUGCAUCCUGGUCAACAGCACGAGAGCCGCCUCCAAUGCAAUUCUGGCCUCUCAACGGCGUAAGCACUACGGCGUGACAACAGGAAACACAGGCGCUACAGGAACUCUCACUGCAGUGCGGCAGAGCAACACCUUUGCUGGAACCUCCCUCUGGUCCCCGACAUCCGCCUCCUCGGGCCCCAACAACAAUAACAUAAGUAUGGGAGGUGGGCAUGCCAAAGCUGAACAGGUGCUGUUGCCACUGUCCUCUGCCAACUUCCCCUGUUCCCCCGUGAUGCCCACUCUUUCAUCCGCCCAUGGCCACCACGCUCUCACCAUCAACGGACAGAACAACCUGAACCGGCCGGGCACACAGCGCAUUUCCAUCAGCACUGCCAGAGGAGCCGUCCCACCAGGGGUUCCUGCUCUCCCAGUAAAAAACCUGACUGGAACUGGACCAGUGCACCCAGCCCUAGCAGGUAUGACAGGUAUCCUGAUGUGCGCUGCAGGUCUGCCGGUUUGCCUGACCCGGGCCCCCAAGCCCAUUCUGCACCCGCCCCCCAUCAAUAAGAGCGACAUGAAGCCUGUUCCAGGGAUCAAUGGCAUGCGCCGCAAAACCAAGAAAAAGCACCUGAGGAAAGGCAAAAACCCAGAGGAUGUGGUGCGAAGAUACACAGAGAAGAUUAAAGUGGUGCCAGAUGAGGACUGUACCAUCUGCAUGGAGAGGCUGGUCAUGGCGUCAGGCUAUGAAGGCAUCCUGCAUCACAAAGGCAUCAAGCCAGAGCUGGUGGGCAAACUUGGCAAGUGUGGCCACAUGUACCAUCUGCUGUGCCUGGUGGCCAUGUACAACAAUGGCAAUAAGGAUGGCAGUCUUCAAUGCCCAACAUGUAAAACCAUCUAUGGGGAGAAAACGGGCACCCAGCCUCCUGGGAAGAUGGAGUAUCACGUCAUCCCCCACUGCCUGCCCGGCUACCCAGACUCCAAGAGCAUCCGCAUCGUCUACGACAUUCCUGCUGGGAUCCAGACCAAUGAGCACCCCAGCCCCGGGAAAAAAUUCAGUGCCAGAGGGUUUCCUCGACACUGCUACCUCCCUGACAAUGACAAAGGCAGGAAGGUCCUGAAGCUGCUGAUCAUGGCCUGGGACCGACGCCUCAUCUUCACCAUCGGCACGUCCAGCACCACGGGAGAGUCGGACACGGUGGUGUGGAACGAGAUUCACCACAAGACAGAAUUUGGCUCCAACCUGACUGGUCACGGCUACCCGGACCACAAAUACCUGGACAACGUCCUGACAGAGCUGUCGGCCCAGGGGGUCGGCGAGGGCAACCUGAAGGACUGAUAGUUGCCUGAGAUGGUACACAGGAACAGCGCACACCAUGCCCCACCGUCUCCCAGGCAACAGGAAGCUUCAUGACGCGCCAAAAAGCAGCCGACAACUCUUUACUCCCCCACAAACGAAAAUACCCUGCAGAAGCAGUGGCACAAGAGCAACGCAAGCAAAAAUAAAUGACGUGGUUAUGGUCGAUAUCUUGAUUUGUAUAACCUAAGAUUUCCCCCCUGCUGUCUCUUGAUCCAUGCCAAGUUCUCAGAGGGUAACAAACGUAAAGACAAGGUGAGGAUUGUGGCUUGGUGAAUGGUAUUUAACCCCUUUAGAUUAAACUGAAGCUGUUCCUCUGCACGUGAUGAGGGGACAAACCUGGCAUAUUUUAAAAUGCUAAACUCCAGAAUGCAUGGCCCAGACUAACGCUGCAUAAUGAAGGUUGGGCGAUAACCUGCAAUCUGAUGAAAUGUCGAUAGAUCAGCUGUUGCUUGAUCUUGUGAAGAUUAUAUUUAAGAGAAUUUCAGCAUAUUGAAUUAAUCCAAAGGAAUUAAUGAAUUGCAUCCCCCGUUUUUUCAUAUAUUUGAUUAUUGUCCUGUAACAAGUGGUGGUUUCGUGAUUUGAAAGAGAGGAUUGUGGCGUGUUGUUGGUGACUGUACAAUUGCAAUGGGCAUUUCGGAUAUUUUCCACUUCAGAUACUUUAAGUCAAUUGUUUUCGACUAUGAAAGUGUGUCCUGUAGUGCAUGAAAUAAAUUCCAGAGGCUAUAAAACAUCAAUGUGUGAUAUUAAACCUAUGUUGUAUGAGCGGAGAUAGAUAAAACAAGCAUCUUACCAGCCAGUUUGAUGCCUGUUAUGAGAUGUUGUAAAUUGACAGGCUGUGGUUGUGAAGCGGUUUUUGCUACGCUCCAAGGUUAAACUCAUUUGUUUUGUUGACACACUGAUGACGCUGACCUCUGUUUGUAUAAAGCCUGCGUUAUUUUUUUCCAUGUUGGAGGCAACCGGGGCGUCGGCACCAUCCAUCAUGCUCACCAUACAUGAGGGUCGAGUGUGUGGUUGCGUGCUCUGAGGCAAUAAUAUGCUGGCUUGAGGUCCUUUUUAGGAGAAAAGCUGAACACACUCCUGGCAGAUGGACGUUCGUCUUUCAGCACCAACAGUUCUCUCUGUUGGAGAUCCAUCUUUGGCUCCUGCUCGCCUGCGAUCCACAAGUCUCUCGUGAGCUUGUUAGCUUGUACAGCGAGCAAUGAAACAUCUCAUUUCCUGCGUGAGCUCACUCAGAGUUGUUAGGCAAGAUGCUAAUGUAUGGCCUCGCCCCCAUCUUUCCUCCUCAGCAGCAGCAGAGUACUUGCAACCAUUGCAAAAUGUUGGUCUAGUAUUUAGUUCUGCACUCUCCAUUUCCCCCUCAGAUUUGAUGCCCGUGAGGUAAAGAGCUUUUCUGUAGAUCCUUGGUGGAGUUGUGCUGUUUCUCUACUCGGAGUUGAAAGAUAACCCAGUGCUGCAUAAUUCUCCAUAAUUAUAUCUGAUCAAUUUUAAUGAGUGGGGGUGUAGAUGUAUGGUUUAUCGAGUGGGCACCCAGCUGUGAGCUUCAUUUUGGAGUGAAUCAUAGUCUUCCAUAGCACUUUGAGGCAACGGUUUUGUUUGAUCAGUCCUUUUAGUUUUUAGGAAAAUGUCUUAAAUUUAUUUUUUUUUUUUUAAAUUGAUGUUUAUAAACCGACUUGCGAUGCUUUGAAAAAUAUAUACGAUAUACAUUUGCAGAUGUGAUAUACCUUUAAAUUCAAGCUCAAUUUGAGUCGCUGGUGUUGGUUUAAUUUAUUUUUAUACUCUUCUAUAUAGAAUAUAUAAAAUGACCAUCUGGCCCACAUAUCUAUACACAGGCACAUGUUAACAUGAAUACAGAAAAUCUGGCAAAGAUGAAUUUGUCAGUAUGUCAGGGACUGUUGAAAAUGUACUACAUGUUAUGGACGUCUUAUAUUACAAGUAGUCUUAGCGUAUGCUGCUGUCGUUACCUUAAUGUAGAAUCUGUGUAGUCGAUCCUGUGGGACUCCAAUAAAUACAGUAAGUGUAUCUUUAUUAUUGGUGGGGGAGCUUUAGCAGCAUGAAGAUGUCCGUUCCCCCUUAAUGGGCCAUUUCUCUUUUUCUACUUUGACAUGGGAAUGGUUGCAGUCGGCAAUCUCUGUUCAGUUUGGAGGUGAAAACGGCGCGCCUGGGUGAAAUAAAAGCUACAAAUAAUUGUAAAAGUUAUUUGUGAGUGUGAUAUUUGACCCAGGUGUUGAAAACAUAUCCUUUUGGCCUGUUCUCUUUUUUUCCUUCACAACCUUUUUGACUCCCUUUAUAUUACGGGACAGCAAAAGAGAAUGCUUCCAACCUUUCAGGGAAUGUUUUCCAUGUUGAUUGAAGUUUCAUUAACCAGAGAAAUCCAAAUGUUUGCUUCUUCUUUGACUUUUCCUUUCCAUGUGUCGGCCUUGUAGUACGGCCCUUUAGACUUUUCAGGUGUGUACAGACUUAUAUGGCAAUGAUGAACAAAACAUGGUUUGGUAUAUUAUGUGUCUGAUUAAGAAAGAGAGAGAUGGUGUUUAUGCAAUUUACUAUUUUUAAGAUCUAUUACAUGAUUUAUGUGUAGCAAGAAGGCAGAUCUUUUUGGUUUUAAAUGACAAUGGAUGUUUUCUUUAUGGGGUGCCUACCUCCAGGAACAAAGGGGUUGCGAUCCGAAGAUGUUCACAUGCUAUGUACUAGAAAACAUAUAUUUUUGAUGUCUUUUUUUGAAUUAUGAUUGUCUCUAAAAGAACUAUAACAUAACAUUGUUGUAUUACUCUUAAGAUUCAUUCCAUGCUAUGUUCACUUUGAUUAGAGGUGGUAAUCACUUUUAUUAUAUGAAGUAUUUGCAGUUGUACCCUCUUAUAACUGUCUCUCUAAAUGAUACCUUAACAUUUUUGAGUGGAUAUACUGUGUGUUUGUAUCUGAUUGUUUGUGCGAGUGUGUGUGUGUGAAUGUAUGCCGAGUUUGCGUCUAGUAAACAGAAAUGAGGUUCAUGUCCUUUUAAAGAUACAGUAAUGUUCUCCGAGAGGUGCAUGUUAACCAAACUGUGAGCAAGUUUAUUGACAAUGCAUAGCUUUUGCGUAUGAAAACAUCAUAGCUUCUUUAGAGAUAUCACCCAGGUCUUCUGGGGAUUUAGCACUGUGGUUUUGCAUCUUACUCCAUUUAGAUACAAGUUGAUUUCCUCUACCGGGUUUGAUUUAGACGGGGACGACUCAGCGUUUGGCUGCUCUCCUCAGUCUUUUAACAUCUCAAACAUCCGAAUGUGUUGCAUUUGAAGUGCCCAUUUUAAUUGACAUUUUGCAAAUCAUGGUUUUUGUGGUUUGAUUUCUCCGAAGCAGUGUCUACAUAUUGCUAUUUAAAAUGGUUCACAAAGAUGAAAAGAGACCAAUUCAAAGCAAGAUAUAAAGAUACAUUGAUUCAACUAUAAAGGGCUUCUUAAUCUAUCGGUCUUUAUUGAAUUGUGAUGACAUUGUUGCAUGUUUGUGUGUUUCUUGUGGAAAAAUAAAUGUGCCCUGGAUAAGGGUAGUUUGUUUGAACUUUUGU